Messenger RNA from Ceutorhynchus assimilis (cabbage seed weevil), 902 nucleotides. The record is from the annotation of a GenBank genome assembly. NCBI's taxonomy places the organism in Eukaryota, Metazoa, Arthropoda, Insecta, Coleoptera, Curculionidae.
GCUGACGUUGACGUCAAAAUUGUUAAUAAUAAAAAUAAACAUUUCUUGUUGGAGUGUUGUGAUUCUGGAAGUCCAGCCAUAAUCAUUUUAAACUAACAACAAAAACAGAACAUCGACAAAUUGGCAGCAACUUUGGCUAGUUAAAAGCACAUCCAGGCUAGACUUUGUGAAAAAUGAACGGUUUCAGUACCGGCGAGGAAGAUUCGCGAGGCCCCACCGAUCAAAUUUGUUGUCUCAUCGAUAACAGCGAGAGGUGCUCCAAAGUAGCGGGGAACGCUUCAUACAGCAAAAGAAUCCAGAAUACUGUGGCUCAGAAGAGGCUCAACCUUUCGCUCGAUAACACCGUGGGUCACUUUUGCAUAUGCGAUCUCCAUAAAAGGAUUAUCCAGUCCGCGAAGGAUUCUGAAGUGGCCAAUAACGAAGUCGACCUGCACCACCUUCAAAUCAACACUUUGAGACGGUACCAGAGACGCUAUGAAGUACUGACAAGGCCCGGACUCAAUAAGGCACAAUUGGCCGACAACAUCAUGAAACAUUUCAAGACGAUACCGAUAGUUAAAGAGCAUGUCCUUACUUAUUUCAUUUACACCGUCAAGACCAACGGCAACAAGUUGGACCAGAAAAAUGGUUUAAAUAGCAGUAACGAUAUUAUGUAGAUUAGUUGAGAGUUUCUCAAGGGUCUGUGAGGGAAAUAAGGCUUUUUUCAAAAAUCAUGAAGGUUUUUAUUUUUCAAUGCUUCAAGCAAGGAUCAGUGUAUUUAUCCGAGAAAAUGUUAUAAUUAUGGCCAUUAGAAAAACUAAAAAAGGCUUUAUUUGUUCUCCAAAACCAUCAUAGUUGUAUUUUUCAUUAUUUUAAAUAUUUCAAGUGUGGAUUAUAAAAAAUAAGUUUUUUUUAAGUAGAUA